AUGAUGCGCCCAACUGUCCUUCGUAACGCGGCCCGCGUCCCGCCCCGCCCACUCGUCCCGUCGCGCGCUGCGUUCCACGCACACGCGCCCGCCCGCGUGACCCCGGUCAAGACCAAGACUGGGCGUCAUGCUUUCGCUUUCCGCACGUACUCGAGUGAGAACAUGGGCGGUGGCGCUGCCGGCCAGGGCGUUGUACUGGGCGCUCUCGCCCUGAUUGCGAUCGGCGGAUACUUUUACAUCAAGCCAAUUCGAGACGUCGCGUCAAAAAUCAAUAACACAAUGGAAACUGCACAGGAGACGGUCGAGCAGGCCAAGUCCAAGGCCAAGGAGGCCACGUCCAAGGCCAAAGACGUUGUUGAAAAGGCUGGCGAACAAGUCGACCUCCCCGUCUCUCCUGGAGAUGCGUUUGAUGGCGUCCUCGAGUCACUUCUCCCCGGCGGAGCUUUUGUCCUCUACCAGCAAUUCUCGGAUCAAAUCAAGUCGGGCGACUUUGGAGGUAUCUUGAGUAAACUCAAGGACGCCGAUAUGCAGAGUACUCUGAAAUCACUCAAGAAGCUCGGCAACGACGAUGUGAAUUCUGUAGUCGACAAGGUACAGGCUGCCCUCGACAAGGCUGGAGGCAAGGUUGGCAACGUCGAUUGGAAAAAGUUGUCACAGGACCUCACAAAGGAACUUCCGGAAGAGUACCAGAAAUGGGUCAAGGUCCUCGUUGGCAAGGUGCCGACCAUGGACGACUUUGACAAGUACGUUGCCGAUGUCAAGAAACUCGGUGAGAAACGCCUAGCCGACCUCAACAAGGCCGCCGAAAAGGUCUACCACAAGGUGGAAAAGGCUAGUAAGGACGGCAAGAGUGUCGGCGACGCCUUCGUCGAAGGUAUCAAGGAGACGGCACCAGAGGAUAUCAACAAGCUUGUCGACCAGAUUCGCAAGACGGCAAAGGAGGCUGGCUUGCCCGCCGACACUAUCGAGGGUUACAUCCGCGCCACGGCGGUCGACUCUAUUGACAGUGCCGAAGAGUGGGCUCGCCAGGUCGAGGUCGCCCUUGUCACUACUGCCAAAUGGAUCCCGGUCGACGUCGAGACUGUUGUCGAUCAGGUCUCGUCCGUCUCACCACCCCUAGGCAAGCUCUUUGACGAGGUCCUCAAGGACGCAAAGAAGAAGGCAGACGAGGGCAAGACGGCCACGGAGGACAUUGCUGCCAAGGCCAAGGACAUCGCAAAGGGCAAGUAG
Molecule: messenger RNA, 1230 nt
Organism: Cutaneotrichosporon cavernicola
Lineage: Eukaryota; Fungi; Basidiomycota; Tremellomycetes; Trichosporonales; Trichosporonaceae
Exons: 2
Coding region: 1-1230 (409 amino acids)
Source: RefSeq, a predicted model, not a curated record